AUGCACCGCGCUGCCUCCAACCAGCGCUCGGUCUCCUCCUCCUCGGGCUCCUUCCAGCCGCCGCCGCCGCCGCCGCCGCCGCCGCUGCCGCACGCCGCCGACCGGCAGCCCCUCUUCCCGGGGGGCUCCAGCAGCGGCGGCAGCCGGCGGGGCUCGGGGUCGAGCUCGGGCUCGGCGCGGGCCCGCCGCCCCCGCAGCCGCCGCAGCAGCACCGAGGAGGAGGAGGAGGAAGAGGAGGAGGACAGCAUCAGCAUCAGGGCGCUGCUGGGGACCGGCGGGGCGGCGGGCGGGCGGCGCUGGGGCUUCCAGGCGCUGUCCCUGGUGCUGCUGCUGGGGCAGGGCGCGCUGCUGGACCUCUACCUGAUCGCCGUCACCGACCUGUACUGGUGCAGCUGGAUCGCCACCGACCUGGUGCUGGCGGCCGGCUGGGGCAUCUUCUUCUGCCGCAACAGCCGGGCGCGCCGCCGGGAGCGGCCCCCGCCGCCCCCCGGGCCGCCGCCGCCGCACCCGCUGCUGCUGCACGGCCCCCCCGGCGGCCGCGGGGCCGGGGGCCGCGGGGCCGGGGGUCCCCCCCGCGGCGGCGACUUCGCCUACGCGCACCUCGCCUGGCUCAUCUACUCCAUCGCCUUCACGCCCAAGGCGGCGCUGAUCCUGGGCACCUCCAUCCUGGAGCUGAUCGAGCUGCGCCUGCCGCUGGGCACCACCGGCUUCCGCAUCACCCUGGCGCUCUCUGCCCCGCUGCUAUACUGCCUGCUGCGGGCCAUCGGCACCGAGGGCGCCGGGCAGCUGCUCCUGCCGCCGCAGCCGCCGCCGCAGCACCGCGCCGCCGCCGCCUUCCUCGCCACCUGCCUCGACCUGCUCGACAGCUUCUCCUUGCUGGAGCUGGUGCUGCAGCCCGGGCGGCCGGCGCCGCUGCCCGCCCCGCUGCGCUACCUCCUCAUCGCCGUCUACUUCCUCUGCCUGGCCUCGCCGGUGCUGUGGCUCUACGAGCUCAGCGCCGCCCGCCCCCCCGGCGCCGCCCGCCUCGCCCUGCACCUCCUGCUGCCCGCCGGGCUGCUGGACGCCCCGCUCCUGGCGCUCCGCUGCCUCCUGCUCCUGCGCUACCAGCAGCCGCUCUCCCUCUUCAUGCUGAAGAACCUCUUCUUCCUGGCCUGCCGCGGCCUGGAGGCGCUGGAGACCUGCUGCCUCCUCCGCCCCGCCGCCGCCCCGCCGCCCGCCAAAUACGGCCCCGCCGCCGCCGCACCCGCCGCCACCGCCCCGCUGGCCCACGGGCUCUCCGAUGCCGACGUGGGCCCCCACGGGUACGUGAACGCCUUGGCGGUCACCGCCCAGGGCUGA
Gavia stellata (red-throated loon) is the source of this 1338-nucleotide messenger RNA. RefSeq names its product transmembrane protein 121B (gene TMEM121B). Lineage: Eukaryota; Metazoa; Chordata; Aves; Gaviiformes; Gaviidae. The coding region runs from base 1 to 1338 and encodes 445 amino acids. The record is from RefSeq and is a predicted model, not a curated record. The transcript has 2 exons.